Vitis vinifera (wine grape) is the source of this 534-nucleotide messenger RNA. RefSeq lists its product as uncharacterized. The record is from RefSeq and is a predicted model, not a curated record. Bases 1 to 534 code for a protein of 177 amino acids. The transcript has a single exon. Lineage: Eukaryota; Viridiplantae; Streptophyta; Magnoliopsida; Vitales; Vitaceae.
AUGGCUUUGCCCUCAAGUUCAGAUUGGGCAUCACUCUGUAUAAAUCUUCUCGGUUCGAUCUUAGAUUACUUAGUGCCCAUGGAGGACUACUUCACAUUCGGUGAGGUUUGCAUUCAAUGGCAGUAUGCAGUUCGCGAAAAACUUCAACAUUUACGCUCUAACCAUAAACGCCAUUGUCGUCUGCACCAACAAGUCCCAUUGUUAAUGGCUCCCACCGCAGAUAAUUCCAGAGAAAGGUGCUGUUUAUAUGACGUCAUGAACGGAAAAAGCCUUUGGGAGGUUCAGUUGAGGCAGGGGCGAUGGAGGUGUGGAGGGUCUUCUCAUGGCUGGUUGAUUCUGGUAAAUAAUGAUUCUUAUAAGGUAACCCUCCACAACCCAUUCUCUGGAAAACUCAUUCAUCUUCCUCCCCUCGAAAAAUCAUCAUUCCGUGAACUUUCAGGCAGUGUGUACAGAACUAUCUUCCCUUAUAACCCGAGGAGGGGUGUAUUGUCUAUUGAUCCUGAUGUGAAUGGGGACGAGUUUGUACUCAUAUGA